Messenger RNA from Trichomonas vaginalis G3, 1038 nucleotides. RefSeq names its product protein kinase protein. Gene Ontology annotation, cellular component: nucleus; cytoplasm. Bases 1 to 1038 code for a protein of 345 amino acids. NCBI's taxonomy places the organism in Eukaryota, Parabasalia, Trichomonadida, Trichomonadidae. Gene Ontology annotation, molecular function: protein serine/threonine kinase activity; ATP binding. The transcript has a single exon. The record is from RefSeq and is a predicted model, not a curated record. Gene Ontology annotation, biological process: endocytosis; peptidyl-serine phosphorylation; signal transduction.
AUGAGUAAAAAAGAGAAGAAGGAAACCCUUAAACGCGGCACAGUUAUAGAAAAUUAUCAAGUAAAUGAUUUAAUUGGCCAAGGUGGCUAUGGUGAGAUAUAUACUGUGCAUACUUUAACAGAUUCAACGAUGUAUGCAAUGAAAGUUGAAGCAUUAGACUGUGAAAAGCAAGGACUUGUUUGCGAAAUUGAAACUCUCCUGAAACUUCAAGACUCUCCACACUUCCCGAAAAUUAAUGGAUAUGGUGUUACAGAUACCUUUAGAUAUCUAGUAAUGACACUAUGUGGUUUAAGCAUUUCUAAUACAAGAAGACUUUUACCAAACAGAAGAAUGAGUCUUCUCACUGUAACGAGAAUCGGAUUAUAUAUGUUAGAUUGUAUAGAAGAUUUCCAUAGACAUGGCUUCAUUCAUAGAGACAUAAAACCAGGAAAUUUCAUUUUCAAUGAUAAUAAUGAAAUUCCUCUCGUUCUUAUUGAUUUUGGUUUAUCAAAAUGUUACAUUGAUCCGAAAACCCACCAACAUCUCCCGGAAAGACCAAAAUCAGGAUUUAGAGGUACUUCUAAAUACGCUUCAAUGAACGCUCACUCAUACAAAGAUCAAUCUCAAAGAGAUGAUUUAAUCAGCUGGAUGUACUCAUUAAUUGAACUAUACAAUGGACGCUUGAUAUGGUCCAAAGCAAAAGACAACGCUUCCACCCGUAAAAUAAAACAAUCAACUCCAGAUACAGAACUACUCAGCGGAUUACCUACAGGAUAUGCCGAAGUUUGGUAUUACAUAAACGCUCUGGGUUUCGCCGAAAUGCCAGAUUUUGAUAAAAUAAGGAAAAUUUUACUUCAGAUCAUAUUCGAUAGUAACCAUUCAUUUUCAGAUCCAUUUGACUGGGAAUCCAUACCAGAAAGCAAAGUUUCACGAGUUUCUCCAUUUGUUCCUCUUCCAAAAGCUGCAAAUCUCGUUCAGAAUUAUUUUGAAAAGUAUGGAAUCACUGGUAAGCAUAAGGCUGUUCAAGGAGACACAAAAUGUACUUGUUGUAGAAUUUAA